Stereum hirsutum FP-91666 SS1 is the source of this 1122-nucleotide messenger RNA. RefSeq lists its product as uncharacterized. The coding region runs from base 1 to 1122 and encodes 373 amino acids. NCBI's taxonomy places the organism in Eukaryota, Fungi, Basidiomycota, Agaricomycetes, Russulales, Stereaceae. The transcript is spliced from 6 exons. The record is from RefSeq and is a predicted model, not a curated record.
AUGCGUGCUUUGGACACACCUGCUUAUCCUGACCAUCAUAGAGGGUUUGGACGUAUCAUGGCGCAUACACCCAUGAUUAUGAUGUGGGCCAAUGUCGAUCGUUCUGUGACGUUGUCGCAGAGAACUGCUCCUCGUGAACAAGAGCCUGAGGUCGUCAAGAACCCGCCAUUCAGGGCUGUACCGUCCAGGACUAAUACGCUGCUCAAAGAUGAACGCCCAAGACUGGCUUUCAACAUCCCAGCCAUCGCAGACGAGCAUCAAGACAUCAUCUGGGCAUUCGGUCGCAAUCGACCGGACUCCUCAAAAACGGACGCUCAUGUCCCAAUCCACGUCAAACACGGACACGCAACACUCAACCUAAACCGAACGUUCUCACCACCAGAAGACGUAGUGGAGCCCGUCGAUCCGCCGUUUGGUUACCCACCUUUGCAGCCGUACCAGAGGACCAUCGUCGCGCAUGCGGUAUUUUCGAUGGCUGGGUAUCUGGUUAUGUUGCCUGCUGGGGCGUUGCUGGCUAGAUAUAUGAGGACGUUUUCCGCUAGUUGGGUGUCGUUCCAUUGGAUAAUUCAGGGCGUGUUCGGUGGGUCAAUAGUGUUGUUUGGGCUCCUAACAGGUAGAAGAGCUGUCGAGAAGUCGGGAGGAGUACAUCACGAUGAUUCGCACAAGAAAUUCGGUCUUGUAUUGCUCCUGGGCUUCUUUCUCCAAGCUGGCCUAGGGGCCCUGGUGCAUAGAAAGCCACAUCUAAAGAAAUUUGGCGGACGUCUUCAUGCGUGCUUGGGGCUAAUGGUGAUCAUCAUGGCGUUUUACCAGGCAAGGACGGGUUACAAACACGAGUGGCCGUACGUUACGGGGCGACCAGCUAUUGAGUAUUUGCGAAAAGCAUGGUACAUUUUAAUCGUCGCUAUCCCCGUACUUUAUGGGAUGGGACUAACGCUGUUGCCGAGGCAGCUCGCGCUGGUGAGGAUGAAUUCGAAGGAUAUAGACGGUAAGGCGUUGGCUAUGGAGAGUCUACCACUUAGGCAAAGGGAGGAUGGGGACGAGGACGAGGACGAGGACGAGGACGAGGACGAGGACGUGAAAGAUGACGCAUCAUAUGAGGCGGCAGUUGAGUCGAAGUCGUAA